Molecule: messenger RNA, 1487 nt
Organism: Triplophysa dalaica
Lineage: Eukaryota; Metazoa; Chordata; Actinopteri; Cypriniformes; Nemacheilidae
Gene: fkbp1ab
Product: FKBP prolyl isomerase 1Ab
Exons: 4
Coding region: 101-427 (108 amino acids)
Molecular function (GO): peptidyl-prolyl cis-trans isomerase activity
Source: RefSeq, a predicted model, not a curated record
GGGUCACGUGACCCAACAGCAUCCUUCCAAACAGCUGUGAGAGAGCACGCGCAAAGCGCACAGUCAGUCAGCUUUUAGGAGGGUACACGAUCGGGAGAAAAUGGGAGUGGAGAUUGAGACCAUAACCCCCGGCGAUGGAAGGACUUUUCCCAAAAAAGGACAGACAUGUGUGGUGCAUUACGUUGGCUCUCUGACAGAUGGACGGAAAUUCGACUCUUCCCGUGACCGUGACAAGCCAUUUAAGUUCAAGAUUGGUAAACAGGAAGUUAUCCGUGGCUGGGAGGAAGGUGUUGUGCAGAUGAGUGUGGGCCAAAGAGCAAAGAUAACCUGUUCUCCCGAUUAUGCCUAUGGUAAUAAAGGCCAUCCUGGGAUUAUUCCUCCAAAUGCAACCCUCAUAUUUGAUGUGGAGCUUCUCAGUUUGGAGUGAUUUAAAAUGCUUUACCGACUUUUCAUGGUUUUGUACAUUAUUUUGUUUUACCAUAAGGAAGCUAAUGCAGUAUGAACACUUGAAUUCCUAGCUGCCAAUUCUUGUCAGAAAUGGCCGUCAGUGUAUUCUAUAGUUUUCUCCCUAUUUUAGUUGCUAGCAGGAUCAGUAUUUAAUAAACCUCCCACAUUUGACCUUCGUCUAUCAUCGUUUUAUGUAUAAAUGACUAAUCUAGUAUCAUUUUAAUCCAGCACUCUUCAUGCGCCGAGGAUAGGAUGUCACAAAAAUCCUUGAUCUUGAACCUUUAUACUUCCAAUCUCCUCGACUCUUUCACACACUGGUGUUUGUUGGCCUCAGUGAUGAUAAUGGAGCAGUAACAUUAGUUCAGUGAUUAAAGAAAUGUGCAAAAAUCAUUCAUUUAUCAACUUAAUAUUGCAAUUUAAGAUAACUCAGGCUGACUGAUAUAACAUAAUGUUACAGCUAUUUCUGAGAACACUUUUCCUUCUAUUUUAUAAACAUUAAGCUAAUUAGAAAGAAAAUGGCACUGUAUUCAUUGGUUUAACGUUUAGUAGUUGAAAGUUAACACAUUAGGCACAGAAGCAAUGCAUGGAUGCCUUUCUUAAUGCUUGUAAGGAUCUGCAGCCAUGUUUUGUUGUUGUAAUCUGUCAACCUGUUAUCUUAACAAACAAUUAGCCUGCUAACCCACGGAACAGAUGGGCACUCUUAGUUUUCAUAGAUAAAAGAUGCCUGAAAUACUAAAUAGAUUGUGGCUUCUUACUAUUGUUUUGACUCGCUCUACCAUAUUUGUCUCAUACUGUUUGCAAAUGAAAUCUAUAUAAUUUGAGGUGCCAUAUUUGCAUAUUUUUCGUUGUUGAUACAUUGCAGAGACCGCAACAAAACUAUUUAGCUUGAACAUAAUAAUUACGUUGUUAUUAAACAUACUUGAGGCGAUGCUGACAAUUACAGACUCAACCAUCAAACAUGUGGCUUUUAUAUUUUUUACUGCAAAGUAUAUUGAUGUGUUGUCUUACAGAGGCAAAACAAAUAAAGGAAUAAAAAAUCA